AGGAAACCCUAGCUAGAACCUUCAGUUUUUUUUCCUGAACGAAUCAAACCGGCGACGGACAUAGGCGACCGAUCGGAAACCUAAGUUAGCUAUGGCACUCUCGGAGGAAGAGUGCUCCGCAGCGAAGGCGUCUUCUUCAUCUUCAUCGUCUGCAACCCCACCAGCAGCAGCAGCGGCGGCGGCUCACGGUGCUCACUAUCUGGCCAAGUGUGUGCUCAAAGGAAGUGUAGUUCUCCAGGUCGCUUAUGGCCACCUCCGCUCUUCUUCUUCCCUUGACAUCGUUUUCGGCAAGGAGUCGUCCAUAGAGUUGGUAAUUAUUGAUGGAGAUGGGAUUUUACAAUCCGUCUGUGAGCAGGCUGUAUUUGGUAUAAUAAAGGAUCUUGCUAUUCUGCCUUGGAAUGAGGAGCUCUAUAUGUGCCAUUCACAGAUGCAGGGCAAGGACCUAUUGGUUGUUAUUUCUGAUUCUGGGAAGCUUUCAUUACUGUCAUUUUGCAAUGAAAUGCACAGGUUUUUUCCAGUGGCACAUGUUGAACUUUCCAAUCCUGGAAAUUCAUUGCAGCAACUUGGCAGAAUGCUUGCUGUUGAUUCCAGUGGCCGUUUCAUAGCUACUUCUGCCUAUGAAGAUCAGUUGGUGCUAUUCUCUAUUUCACUCUCUGCUGGCAGUCAUAUUGUUGAUAAGAGAAUUUAUUAUCCUCCUAAAAAUGAAGAGAAUACAAGUUCCACUGGAAGCAUUCAAAGAACUGGGCUAUGUGGUACCAUAUGGAGCAUGUGUUUUAUUUCAAAUCAUUCUAGUGGACAAAGUAAUGAGUAUAAUCCUAUAUUAGCCAUGGUUUUUAAGAGGAGAGGAGCUCUUCUGAAUGAACUGCUGCUACUAGAAUGGAGUAUUACAGAGCAGACUGUUGAUGUCAUUUCUGAGUAUCGUGAAGGUGGAGCACUAGCGCAUAGUGUUGUUGAAGUUCCUCAUUCUUGUGGAUUUGUAUUUCUGUUCAGGGUUGGUGAUGUUCUCUUGAUGGAUCUAAGAGAUGUGCAGAGCCCUUGUUGUGUCUAUAGAACAACCUUAAACAUUUUAACCCCAGCUCUAGAGCAACAGAAUUUUGUUGAAGAGUCAUGCAGAGCACAUGAUGUUGAUGAUGAAGGUUUAUUUAAUGUUGCUGCAUGUGCUUUACUUCAAUUGAGUGAUUAUGAUCCCAUGUGUAUAGAUGGUGACAAUGGCAAUGGGAAAUCAACAAUGAAAUAUGUAUGCUCAUGGAGUUGGGAACCAAAAAGUGAUAAAAAUUCAAGGAUGAUUCUUUGUCUUGAUACUGGAGAACUUUUCAUGAUAGAGGUUUCUUUUGAUUCUGAUGGCCUAAAAGUCUCUUCAUCUGAUUGUCUAUAUAAAGCCCAACCUUGUAAGUCACUUUUGUGGGUAGAAGGAGGCUUUCUGGCUGCACUUAUAGAAAUGGGGGAUGGUUUGAUCCUGAAAGUGGAAAAUGAGAGACUACAAUAUGCGAGUCCUAUCCAAAAUAUAGCACCAAUCUUGGACAUGUCAAUUGUGGAUUACCAUGAUGAGAAACGUGAUCAAAUGUUUGCCUGUUCUGGGGUGGCACCAGAGGGGUCCUUAAGAAUUAUACGGAGUGGUAUUAGUGUAGAAAAACUGGUGAAGACUGCUCCUAUCUAUCAAGGUAUAACUGGGACUUGGACUGUUCGAAUGAAAGUAACCGAUUCAUACCACUCUUUUCUUGUACUGUCGUUUGUUGAAGAGACUAGAAUACUUUCUGUUGGAUUAAGUUUUACUGAUGUGACUGAUUCGGUUGGUUUCCAACCAGAUGUCUGUACUCUGGCAUGUGGCCUUGUGGGGGAUGGUCAGCUGGUUCAAAUUCACCAAAAUGCGAUUAGGCUCUGUUUGCCUACUAAGGUUGCUCAUCCUGAGGGUGUUCCUUUAUCUUCUCCAGUUUGCACAUCUUGGUCCCCACAAAAUAUGAGUAUCAGUUUGGGGGCAGUUGGACAUAAUAUGAUAGCUGUCUCUACAUCUAGUCCAUGUUUUCUCUUUAUACUUGGAGUCAGAUCGUUAUCAGCCUAUCAAUAUGAAAUAUAUGAAAUGCUGAAGGUCAAACGCCCGUGUGAGUUGUCAUGCAUUUCAAUACCUCAGAAGCAUUUUGAGCAAAGGGGAUCCAGUUCCCCCCUAAAUCUGGUAGACAAUAGCCGCAAAAUUAUCCGUCCUAUUGGGGUGAAUGUAGAUGAUACCUUUGUUAUUGGCACACAUAUGCCUUCAGUGGAAAUUCUAUCAUUCACACCUCCUAAAAGCCUAAGGGUUAUAGCUUUUGGGAAAAUUUCAUUAACAAGUACCAUGGGAACUGCUAUCAGUGGUUGCAUCCCUCAAGAUGUAAGGCUAGUAUUAGUUGAUCAGUUCUAUGUUCUUUCAGGAUUGAGGAAUGGGAUGCUUCUCCGGUUUGAGUUGCCUCCUGCCUCGACUAUUAAUUCAUCUGACGAACCCUGUCAACAUCCCAGUAGACCACUUUCUAGAGAUGCUGAUGGGGUGGCAUUGAAUAUAUCUGCUACAAAUUUGUCUCAUUCAGCGAUGUGUGCAGUUAAUUGUUCUGAAAAAGUUGACCUUCCAAUUACACUUCAGUUGAUUGCCACUCGUAGAAUUGGCAUUACUCCUGUUUUCUUGGUUCCUCUUAGUGAGUCACUUGAUGCAGACAUUAUUACCCUCAGUGAUAGGCCGUGGCUGUUGCAAACAGCAAGACACAGUCUCUCUUAUACUUCUAUCUCAUUUCAACCUUCAACACAUGCAACCCCUGUAUGUUCUGUUGAAUGCCCUAAAGGAAUUUUAUUUGUUUCAGAAAACAGUCUACAUUUGGUGGAGAUGGUGCACACUAAGAGGCUUAACGUGCAGAAGUUUCAUCUUGGAGGCACUCCUCGGAAGGUCCUUUAUCACAGUGAAAGCAAGCUACUGGUUGUGAUGAGGACUGAUUUAAGUGAUAGUUCUUGUUCUUCUGAUAUUUGUUGUGUAGAUCCUGUUAGUGGGUCAGUGGUGUCCUCUUUUAAACUAGAACUUGGAGAAACAGGAAAAUCCAUGGAGUUGGUUAGGGUUGGAAAUGACAAGGUUCUGGUGAUUGGAACCAGUCUUUCUUCUGGUCCAGCUAUAAUGCCCAGUGGCGAAGCAGAAAGCACCAAAGGCCGUCUCAUUGUCCUCUGCAUUGCGCAAAUUCAAAACUCAGAUAGCGGAUCAAUGACAUUCUGUUCCAGGGCAGGAUCAUCAUCUCAACGAACCUCACCAUUCCGUGAAAUUGUUGGGCAUGCCAUGGAACAUCUAUCAAGCAGUAGCAUCUGCAGUAGCCCAGAUGACAAUAGUUGUGACGGAAUCAAACUUGAGGAGACUGAAGCAUGGCAGUUGCGGCUGGCUUACACAAAUCAAUGGCCUGGAAUGGUGCUUGCAAUCUGUCCAUAUCUAGAUCGUUUCUUCUUAGCAUCUGCUGGUAAUGCUUUUUUUGUUUGUGGUUUUCUAAAUGAUAAUCCCCAAAGGGUGAGAAAGUUUGCUGGCAGCAGGACACGUUUCAUGAUUACAUCAUUGACUGCACUCGUUACCAGAAUUGCUGUCAGUGAUUGCCGUGAUGGCAUCCUUUUUUAUUCAUACCAUGAGGAAACCAAGAAACUGGAUCAAAUAUUCUGUGACCCAUCACAAAGGUUGGUUGCUGACUGUAUUCUAAUGGAUGUUGAUACUGCUAUUGUUUCAGAUCGCAAAGGAAGCAUUGCUGUGUUGUCUUGUUCAGACCGUUCAGAAGAUAAUGAAAGUCCAGAAUGCAACUUAACAUUGAGUUGUGCAUAUUAUAUGGGUGAGAUUGCCAUGAGGAUCAAGAAGGGUUCAUUUAUUUUCAAACUCUCAGCUGAAGAUGUGUUGAAGGGCUGUGAUGGCCAUAAUGUGAAUAUUGACUCUUCAAAUACUACUAUAAUUGCUAGCACACUCCUGGGAAGUGUAAUGAUAUUUGUUCCCUUAACAAGGGAAGAACAUGAACUCUUGGAAGCUGUCCAGGCAAGACUUGCUGUCCAUCCCCUAACUGCUCCAAUACUAGGCAAUGAUCAUAAUGAGUUCCGUGGGCGUGAAAAUCCAGCUGGGGUACCAAAGAUGCUUGAUGGUGACAUGCUAGCUCAGUUUCUAGAGCUUACAAGCAUACAACAAGAGGAAAUAUUGUCAUUCCCUGUUGACUCACCCAAUACACAUAAGUUGAGGUCAAAGCAAUUUCCAUCACCUACCCCUGUCAACCAAGUGGUACAACUCCUUGAGCGGCUACAUUAUGCCUUAAGUUAAAUCUUACCCCAUCCAAACUUCUGUCUUGUGAGGCAACAAACCGGGUAUGGGACUGGACAAAUUCCUCAGGUGGUGAUUUCACUGGAACUGAAUUGUUAACCCAAGUCCCUCCCUCAAGAUCAGUUGUUGUCGUUGAUAUAAAGAUAUAGUCAAAAGAUGACAACUGUCAAUACCUUUAACAAUCAAAGUAGCCUUCCACAAAUUCAGAUUCAUUUACAGAGGCAACAUCUGCAGAUCUAAUAAGUACAGGACGAAAUAGGGUGGGGCUGUCAUCCUUUUCAAUGUAAAUUUUUUUCUUGUACAAUAGUGACACACUCAAUGUUCGACUAUGAAGUUAUAUGUGUUGUAAUGAGAGGGCCCUUUUUUUAAACUGCCCCUUUAUGCUUUCCCCUUUGUGGGUGGCCUAGUAAGCUAUGUUACUUUUGUGCAUGAAAGCGGUAAUCAAUCUUGAAUCUCUGU
Rubroshorea leprosula is the source of this 4747-nucleotide messenger RNA. The record is from the annotation of a GenBank genome assembly. Lineage: Eukaryota; Viridiplantae; Streptophyta; Magnoliopsida; Malvales; Dipterocarpaceae.